Cordyceps militaris CM01 is the source of this 519-nucleotide messenger RNA. RefSeq lists its product as uncharacterized. Lineage: Eukaryota; Fungi; Ascomycota; Sordariomycetes; Hypocreales; Cordycipitaceae. The transcript has a single exon. The record is from RefSeq and is a predicted model, not a curated record. The coding region runs from base 1 to 519 and encodes 172 amino acids.
AUGAAGGGGCUUCUUCUGGUCUUCGUCGCCCUGGCCAGCGCCGUCUCCGGGGACAAAGGCAACUCCACGGGCAAGAAGAUGGAGUGGGAAACGGCCGUCUACCGCGACUACAUCCCCAACAAGAACCACCCGUGCCUCAAUCCUCGGGACUGCCAGAUGAAGUGCGCGAACGGCAGCUACGUCCGCACCCAGAUCGAGGGGUCGGGAAUCAACCAGCUCCGCUGCACCGGCGCCAACAGCGACUACUCGUACCUUGCGGGCCUUUGCCGCCUCGAGUUUGGCGGCGGCAUCUUUUUCAAACAGCACAGGCUGGCGUGCGAGCACGUCAAUGGCCUCUACUGCCUACCAACUGAUCCCAAACAGGUCAAGAAGAACACGUACCUUCGCUGCAUCUUUGAUCGCGCCGACUAUGCCGAGUGGAAGGCAGUUUGCGAGCAAGGCGGGGGACUGAAUGGAGGGGUCGUUGCUCCGGACAAGAAGGACAUCCCCUGGAACUGCUCACCGGACUACAUGGACUAA